CAUGCGCACUGCAGUAGGGUCACUGCUUACGGUAGGCGAGUUUACGCCGCUCGACGCGCCGUUUUAUGGCACCGGUUCCGCCCCGGACUCAGUGUGUUUACUGUUUAUAUUAUGAUUAUUAGCUGUAUUAUGUUCUGAUGUAUUAUCCUGCACGACCAAGGAGCCUCGGGACAGACCGGAGAGACCGCGCUGUGUGAGCUGCUCCAGGCUACAGGCUCCGGUUUGUGUUGAUGUGGUCAGAAGCUAAUAAACGUCUUCACAGCAACAGAACUCAUAAUAAUUCGGGUUAAACCAGGAAUCUAUCCUCAGCGUGCCUGCAGUCACGUCUCAUGUGCUGUGUUCAAGUGCCUAAGGAAUGAUGGUUAACUACAGAUUCCCAACCUGAAGAAAUCAGUGCAGAAGUUAAUAAGUUAUUAAUAAGUGUUACAAAACGCUCGGUUUGUAGAAAAGGUCGGUGUUUGGAAUUGAAGGAGCGCUUGAACUCUGCACCGUCAGUGCCGCUGCUGGACCGCACGGGGGCGCCCGCGCGCAAACUACCAUGGGCACAUGAGCACGCUUUUCGCAUCAACCAACCAAGUAAACAAACAAGCAAACGAAGAUGUCCGCGAGUGGCUUCUCGGAUUUGCGCGACAAGCUGAAGUCGAUGACUCCCCACAGGGAGAACCGUAAGAGCCUCCCGGACGUCUGGUCCGAACACGGCGACGGCAAAAAACGCAAGCGACGUGACUCUGGGGACGAACGUGAGGAAGAGGAGGGGGAGGCGACCCGGGCAUCUGUGGUGCACAAGGUGAAGAGCGGGAUCACCCAGGCGCGUGUGUUCACGCCCGAGGAGUGCGCUCGUAUCGAGGCUCAGAUCGACGAGGUGGUGGUACGAGGGGACCGCGGGCUGUACCGGGAGCACACGGUGGACCGCGCACCGCUGCGUAACAAGUAUUUCUUCGGCGAGGGCUACACGUACGGCGCCCAGCUGGAGAAACGCGGCCCUGGCCAGGAGCGCCUCUACUCCAAGGGGGAGGUGGACGAGAUCCCGGGCUGGGUGCACGAGCUCGUCAUCGAGCCCCUGGUGGCACAGGGGAUCAUCCCCGACGGCUUUGUGAACAGUGCCGUGAUCAACGACUACCAGCCGGGCGGCUGCAUCGUGUCCCACGUGGACCCCAUCCACAUCUUCGAGCGGCCCAUCGUGUCCGUCUCCUUCUUCAGCGACAGCGCCCUCUGCUUCGGCUGCAAGUUCCAGUUCAAACCCAUCCGUGUGUCCGAGCCCGUGCUGUGCCUCCCUGUGCACCGCGGCAGUGUCACCUUACUCAGUGGCUACGCCGCAGACGACAUCACGCACUGCAUUCGGCCUCAGGACAUCAAGCAGCGGCGGGCGGUGAUCAUCCUCAGGAAGACGAGACCGAAUGCACCUCGUCUGAACACGGGUUCUCUCAGCCCUUUCUCCAGCCCCUCUUCAGAGAGACGACAUGGGCCGAAAGCCAAGCGCUCGCAUCGUAAAGCCGACCCGGAUGCAGCACACAGACCUCGUAUAUUAGAGAUGGAUAAAGAACAGCAGAGGCGAUCGAUUGUCCUACAGCAGAGUCGCCACGCUGAUGACCGCGACGAAGACGGCGGCUCCUCAGAGAAUUCGUGGAGGAGAGUGGUGAACGCGUCGUCACACUCGGAACACACCACGUCGUCUCGCCGAGUGAAAAUGAGACGCCACUGAAGACCCCUGAUAAAAAAACGUGCGGGUGAAAUCCGGAACGUUAAACACGAUGUCGGUGUGUGUGUGUGUGUGAGAGAAAGAAAGAGAGAGAGAGAAAGAGAGAAAGCUCUGAUGUCACUGCAGGUGUGUUCCUAUUUAUACGUUUUUGUAAGAAAGGAAGUGUGUGAGUAGAGCCGAGGUUUUAGGUUUAGACCUCAUUACGGACUUCUUAGAGCAGUGUUAGGAGCAAAACCUCUGCAGUAUCACUAUUUCCUUUCUACAGAUUUAAAAUAUUCCUUUCUGCUCCGCUUUGCGCUCUUUAUCCGUUUUCUGGCACCUUAAAUAGGAAAUCUGGAACUGACGUUUCCUCAGUAUUAUUAUCCACUUGUGAAGGAAUUGUAUUUUUCUUUUUCUCUUCUUUUUUUUUUUCCCCUCCUUGAGAUGAACCACAAGCCGUGUGUGCAUGCGGGGGUUUUUUUUGUUUCUUUUUUUGUUUCUUUUUUUUGGGACGCCGAUACGAUACAUUAUCGUGUGUAAUUUCUCUGAUGCUCCACGGUCUGGACAUAAUUUGCGAUGAAUUAAUGAGGAGGAUCUUCUUCCUACCUGAUGAACCACGUUUACAGUGUUUAAAGAGACCAGCGUCAAUCUGCUGUCACGUAGCGGAACGGUCUGAAUAAAGAGCAUUUCAGUUCUGCGAGCACUGAGACACGCUUAUUUACUUUCGCAAGACGCCUCAAGCUCGUUUUUUAACGGUUGCGAAUGCAGGGAAAGUCUUGAAAAAGUUUGAGCCUCAAUAAGGAAUCAUUUGUUCUGAUCCACAGUUCCGAGGCAGGAUGUUUGUUUUGAGUUCUCAUUCGCUUUUUUGUGGGAUGUCCUACUACUGGACAAGUUUUGGGAGCGAAAUGAAACUACGUGUCGGUAUCGAACGUGCGAGCCGAUAAUCUACACACUCGACGACUGAAUCGGUCUUCAGUUCACAGCUGGAACAUCAGUCAAGUUUACGUUUACUCUGUCGGGAAACGAAAUGAAAGCGUUCAGAGCGGGCAAUAAAGCCGCCAGAGUUAAAUUUCUUGAUGACUGUAACAGAGUUCUAUUUUGGGGAAAAAUGUAAACAACGACACAGAAGGAUGUCAUGUGACUCAACGUGAUGAUAAAUGGAUAUUUUUGCAUCAGAUGUACAGUCCUCAAAAGAAAUUAAAAGAUGUGUUUAAAUUCUG
Silurus meridionalis is the source of this 2898-nucleotide messenger RNA. It is a transcript of the gene alkbh5, whose product is annotated as alkB homolog 5, RNA demethylase. Gene Ontology annotation, cellular component: nucleus. Bases 599 to 1702 code for a protein of 367 amino acids. The transcript has 6 exons. Lineage: Eukaryota; Metazoa; Chordata; Actinopteri; Siluriformes; Siluridae. Gene Ontology annotation, biological process: mRNA export from nucleus; mRNA processing. The record is from RefSeq and is a predicted model, not a curated record. Gene Ontology annotation, molecular function: oxidative RNA demethylase activity.